AUGAUGGCUAGCUAUCCCGAGUCCGAGGACGCCGCGGGGGCCCUGCUGGCCCCGGAGACCGGCCGCGCGGCCAAGGAGCCCGAGGCGCCGCCGCCGCCGCCGAGCCCGGGCAAGGGUGGCGGCGGCGGCGCCGGGACAGCCCCGGAGAAACCGGACCCGGCGCAGAAGCCCCCAUACUCGUACGUGGCGCUCAUCGCCAUGGCGAUCCGUGAGAGCGCCGAGAAGAGGCUCACGCUGUCCGGCAUCUACCAGUACAUUAUCGCCAAGUUCCCGUUCUACGAGAAGAACAAGAAGGGCUGGCAGAAUAGCAUCCGCCACAACCUCAGCCUCAACGAGUGCUUCAUCAAGGUGCCGCGCGAGGGCGGCGGCGAGCGCAAGGGCAACUACUGGACGCUGGACCCGGCCUGCGAGGACAUGUUCGAGAAGGGCAACUACCGGCGCCGCCGCCGCAUGAAACGACCCUUCAGGCCGCCGCCCGCGCACUUCCAGCCGGGCAAGGGGCUCUUUGGGGCCGGAGGUGCCGCGGGUGGCUGCGGCGUGGCAGGCGCGGGGACCGACGGCUACGGCUACCUGGCGCCCCCCAAGUACCUGCAGUCCGGCUUCCUCAACAACUCGUGGCCGCUACCGCAGCCGCCCUCGCCCAUGCCCUACGCCUCGUGCCAGAUGGCGGCGGCCGCUGCGGCGGCGGCCGCAGCAGCGGCGGCCGCAGGCCCGGGCAGCCCAGGCGCGGCCGCUGUGGUCAAGGGGCUGGCGGGCCCGGCUGCCUCGUACGGGCCGUACUCACGCGUGCAGAGCAUGGCGCUGCCUCCCGGCGUAGUGAACUCGUACAACGGCCUGGGAGGCCCGCCCGCCGCGCCCCCGCCGCCGCCGCCUCACCCCCACUCACACCCGCACGCACACCAUCUGCACGCGGCUGCCGCACCCCCGCCGGCCCCGCCGCACCACGGGGCCGCCGCACCGCCCCCCGGCCAGCUCAGCCCCGCCAGCCCGGCUACUGCCGCGCCCCCGGCGCCCGCGCCCACCAACGCACCCGGCCUGCAGUUCGCCUGCGCCCGGCAGCCCGAGCUCGCCAUGAUGCAUUGCUCUUACUGGGACCACGACAGCAAGACCGGCGCGCUGCACUCGCGCCUCGAUCUCUGAAAGGCCAGGGCCCGCCGGCUGCGAGGAUGCAGGAACACGCGACGCCGGCCUUGGACGCAGCCACCGCCGCCAGCCAGACCGCGCGCCCGCUGGGGCCGCCCCCUGAGCCAGCGCCCACGGCCCCUCUGCGCCUCCGCGCUCCCCUCGGCUCCCCUCGGCUCCCCUCGCUCCUCUUUGUCUCCGCUUCUCCUCCUGUGCU
Messenger RNA from Mesoplodon densirostris (Blainville's beaked whale), 1339 nucleotides. RefSeq names its product forkhead box L2 (gene FOXL2). The transcript has a single exon. Lineage: Eukaryota; Metazoa; Chordata; Mammalia; Artiodactyla; Ziphiidae. Gene Ontology annotation, molecular function: RNA polymerase II cis-regulatory region sequence-specific DNA binding; DNA-binding transcription factor activity, RNA polymerase II-specific. Gene Ontology annotation, biological process: cell differentiation; anatomical structure morphogenesis; regulation of transcription by RNA polymerase II. The coding region runs from base 1 to 1140 and encodes 379 amino acids. The record is from RefSeq and is a predicted model, not a curated record.